AUGGCUUCUUCUAAGCCCAAUCAGAAGAAAGCUGCCUUUUCUAUCUCCACAUACCAAGGGCCAUCACAUGAGAAUAGGAUGACGGUAGUGCAUACAGAGGUUAGAUAUGUUCCAGGCAAAAGAUCAGUACAGUGUGAAAAGAUCUGUGGACCCACAAUUCUGAUGGCUAUGCUAUUGACAUGUGACACAGACCUGCCCAAGGGUUUAGACAGAAGCCAAUCACUACUUACAGCAAACAGUACAAGCCCAGACACAGCAGGUAACUCAGACUUUCCAUUUUGGGAAUGUAAACUAUCACAUAUAGCAGGUUUGGUCACACAAUUCAUAGGCAGUUGUCCUGCAGAGGCCAUGCACGGCCAACUUCCCAAAUGGGCAGGGACUGACCAUAUAUGGCCGUUUUUACAAGCAUCAUACACACACCAAGAUCUGCUUAUAUGCCUCAGUAUCAUCACUUAUGAUGUACCCAAGGGGCAUCCCAUGGAGAAGCAAUAUUUGGGAUUUUUCCACAUUCAAUGGGGCUCUACCAAUGGGAGUGCUCCAAAAUCCCUUUUGAGUGACCGGAGUCGUCGACAGGCCGGAAUUCCGGCCUGUCGACGACUCCGCUUCGGCAACGGGCGCUUAAACGGGCGCUUAGUAAGCGAUUUGGUUGGAGCUCAGUCACUGACAACUGAGCAGCUGCAUUGGAAUUACCAUUUGGGGAAGGUCUCAGAUGUCAUAAAGACAUACAGAAUCUAUGGGCAGUCUACAGGCUUCAAAAGAGUCACUUUGAGGGUGAAAAGGGAUGCACUCAUGUGCACAGAGGCAUUUAUUAUUUUGGGAAUUUUCCGCAUUUUAGUGGGGCCACAGUACAGCAGGUACAGUGCCACUAAGGAGCCUGUGGCUGAGAUUCAAACUCAGCCCAAAACCUCGGCAGCCUGCCUGAUUAGGGCAGAAAAGGGGCUGUUGCACCAAUCAGAGCAGCUCGGCAUCUCUCUCAUGCCGUUCGGAGGUGCAACCGUGCCAAAUUUCCGCACGGAUGCACCUCCGAACGGCAUCUGGGCGCUUAGCGCGCGCUUAGUAAGCGAUGUAAGUGCGGACUAUUACUCUGCUUAUAUGGGCUUAUUUAGACCCAGGAAAAAGCGCAAAAAUCAGAGAAUAUUGGAGAUGGACCAGGGAAUGUGA
Fomitopsis serialis is the source of this 1161-nucleotide messenger RNA. RefSeq lists its product as uncharacterized. The record is from RefSeq and is a predicted model, not a curated record. The transcript is spliced from 12 exons. NCBI's taxonomy places the organism in Eukaryota, Fungi, Basidiomycota, Agaricomycetes, Polyporales, Fomitopsidaceae. The coding region runs from base 1 to 1161 and encodes 386 amino acids.